AUGGGAUACGUUAUGGGCAAGAUGGAAGGCGAAAAGGAAGAUUUCCACGGGCAUGUCAGUGCGAUAACCGUCGCCCCAUCAUACAGGAGGCUUUCUCUGGCCAGGGAGCUCAUGAAAUUGAUAGAAUCAGCUUCAGAGCAACAGUCGUGCUAUUUUGUCGACUUAUUUGUCAGAGUAUCAAAUUCACUAGCGAUCUCGAUGUAUGAACAUUUCGGUUAUUCGGUAUAUCAACGUGUAGUGAACUAUUAUUCCGGCGGUGGUGUUGGUGACCAUUUGGACGAAGAAGACGCAUUUGAUAUGAGGAAGGCCCUGUCGCUCGACAAAGACAGAAAAAGUGUCAGGGAAAAUGGCAAAGAAGUCUUGGUUGAUUCUCCAUCCUUUUGA
This is a messenger RNA of Puccinia triticina, 384 nucleotides long. RefSeq lists its product as uncharacterized. Gene Ontology annotation, cellular component: NatB complex. The record is from RefSeq and is a predicted model, not a curated record. NCBI's taxonomy places the organism in Eukaryota, Fungi, Basidiomycota, Pucciniomycetes, Pucciniales, Pucciniaceae. Gene Ontology annotation, molecular function: protein-N-terminal amino-acid acetyltransferase activity. The coding region runs from base 1 to 384 and encodes 127 amino acids. The transcript is spliced from 4 exons. Gene Ontology annotation, biological process: N-terminal peptidyl-methionine acetylation.